Messenger RNA from Asparagus officinalis (garden asparagus), 2552 nucleotides. Its product is annotated as casein kinase 1-like protein 3. Gene Ontology annotation, molecular function: ATP binding; protein serine/threonine kinase activity. Lineage: Eukaryota; Viridiplantae; Streptophyta; Magnoliopsida; Asparagales; Asparagaceae. Gene Ontology annotation, cellular component: cytoplasm; nucleus. The record is from RefSeq and is a predicted model, not a curated record. The transcript is spliced from 17 exons. The coding region runs from base 217 to 1518 and encodes 433 amino acids. Gene Ontology annotation, biological process: endocytosis; signal transduction; peptidyl-serine phosphorylation.
GGCCCUCUCUCGCAAUCUCCGAAAUUACGCAGGCUGCCGCUCGCGUGCUUGUCUUUGCUUACCAAAGGCAACACGUUUCCUUCCUCGUUCACCGUCUUUUACCCCGCCCCGGGCAAUUGCCUCUCCCUCCUCUCUCAAAGCCAUCGAUUGAAGCCUUCUCUCUCUCUAAUAUUUGAAGCCCUAGGUCUCCUUUGAGUAAUCAAUUUUUCUUUAAAGAUGGAGCGGAUCAUUGGAGGGAAGUACAAGUUAGGGCGCAAGAUCGGCAGUGGAUCCUUCGGUGAGAUCUAUUUAGCUACUCACAUCGAAACUUUCGAGAUCGUCGCAGUCAAAGUCGAAAAUAACAAGACAAAACACCCGCAGUUACUUUAUGAGGCCAAGCUCUACAACAUUCUGAAUGGAGGAAGCGGUAUUGCGAAUAUAAAAUGGUGUGGUGUUGAUGCGGAAGAUAAUGUUCUUAUUCUCGACUUGCUUGGGCCAAGUCUUGAAGAUCUCUUUGUCUACUGUGGAAGAAAGUUCACUUUGAAAGCUGUUAUAAUGUUGGCGGAUCAAAUGAUUUCAAGAAUUGAAUACGUGCAUUCAAAAGGUUUCUUGCAUAGGGACAUCAAACCUGAUAACUUCCUCAUGGGUCUCGGUCGAAAAGCAAAUCAGGUCUACAUGAUUGAUUUUGGGCUUGCAAAAAGAUAUCGAGACUCCACCACCAAUCGCCACGUACCAUACAGAGAGAAUAAAAAUUUAACUGGCACUGCUCGCUAUGCAAGCUGCAACACUCAUCUUGGCAUUGAGCAAAGCCGUCGGGAUGAUUUGGAGUCACUUGGCUAUGUUCUCUUGUACUUUCUAAAAGGAAGUCUUCCAUGGCAGGGUGUAAAAGCGGCCACAAAAAAGCAGAAAUAUGAUAAGAUACGUGAAAAGAAGCUGUCAACUCCGAUUGAGGUUCUAUGCAAAUCUCAUCCGGUGGAAUUUGCCUCUUACUUCCACUACUGCCACUCUUUGACAUUUGAUCAACAGCCUGAUUAUGGCUUUUUGAAGCGCCUAUUCCGUGAGUUGUUUACUCAUCAAGGAUAUGACUUCGACUAUGUUUUUGACUGGACUGUCUUAAAAUAUCAGCAAAACCGAAGUUCUAAGCCUCAGACUCGACUUUCUCCAGCUCCAGGUGGGAUAAGACAUCGAGUGACACCGUUGAAUCUUGACAAGCAACAAGAUGAGGUGAAAGAAAACAUAGGACCAAGUAGCAUUAUGCGUCCUCCAGACCAGAUGCAGUUCAAACAUUCAGCUGAUAGGCAUUUGAAUUUUGAUAAUCAGUAUCUUGAAGAAAAGAGAGUAGGCAUAAAUGUGGACAAAGUCAACAAGGUAUCUGCAUCUUCAUCAUUUGCUCUUUCCAAUGCGCCAACCAAAAACAUUAUAGGCUCAAAACCAUCAGGAUCUACUGAUCCUUCACAUCUUGGUCAGGCUCUGCAAAGCAAUUUUGGUUCCUCAAGUACCUGGAUUCCUAUAUUAAGGAGAAAUGCAUCUGCAAAAUGAUUGGGUAGGGCUGAGGGAGCUGACUGAUACUAGAAGAAUGUAUUCCAGCACUCGUGGUGAGAUGUUUGCCCGCAUUGUUGCUUAAGCUAUUUCUGGAAAAAGGAUGCAUAGUUUGCCUCUAUUAAAGUCCAGGUCCCAGAUAGCCAUCUGAAUUAAAUUACCAGUAGGCACCUGAGAGUUUCAGCCUUUGAUAGAUAACAUUAAACUAGAGUUUGAGGUGCCAUGCUGCUCUGUGCUUAUGUGUGGAUUUUCAUUGGAUACUGUAUGUUGUUGCACAAUGAGAAAGCUGUGAAGAGGCGAUGCUUAUGGAGAUUCCAGUUUCAAAGCACAGAACACCGUUUGUGUACCAAGUAGCUUCACAUGGAGAGAAGGGCUCAUUUUUUUCAAUGUUGAAGAGCGACAGGUUUUUUACAUUGAUUGUUGAGCUGUCAUGCGUCAGAUUGAACGUCUUUCCUAAAGUUUCCUCCCUCUUUUGGUUUUACCAUUCAACGUUACAAUACCAAGUUUUCAGGAUCCAUUAACCAUUCACUGUUCUUGGAAUUUUGUGAUCAUCAAAGAGAUAAAAUAAUAGAAACGGUAGAUGGAAGCCUGGGAGGUUUAGUAGUCAGGGUAUUGAAGUAUUAUUAUUAUUAUUAUUAUUAUUAUGGCUAGAAAAGCAAACAGGAAGCACAUAAAAAUAGCUCAGCAAUCUUGUAGUUGCUGCUUUAUUUAUUUAUUUAUUUAUUAUCAGGAUUAGGCCUUUAAACCCUUUCGGAGAGAAGGGAGUAGGCCCUUAAACCCUUUCUAGAUGAGUCCAUUGACUCCAUUGAUCAAAUUUUCAGUUUGAGAUGCUCAUAGGCUAUUUUAGCAGGAACCGAAAUCAGCUGCAUGGCUGUAAUUCGAUGAAAAUAUGCCUAUAUUGAUCUGAAGAAUGUAAUUGGGAUCGUAUUUAUUCAGUUUUAACUGCUAGCUUCUUAAGGGCCUCAUUUAUGUAUAAAGAUGCUGAGUUUACUUCAACAGUCUUGAGCUUUUAGCUGCAUGAGUUCUUUGUCAAA